Messenger RNA from Poecilia reticulata (guppy), 3901 nucleotides. It is a transcript of the gene cavin2a, whose product is annotated as caveolae associated protein 2a. Gene Ontology annotation, molecular function: protein kinase C binding. Lineage: Eukaryota; Metazoa; Chordata; Actinopteri; Cyprinodontiformes; Poeciliidae. Gene Ontology annotation, cellular component: caveola; cytoplasm. The record is from RefSeq and is a predicted model, not a curated record.
CCAAGGAGCUUCUCAGCCCGCCCGCAGUCGCUGCGGAGCCCGGCAGAGUGACAGCAACCCCACACCCCCUCUGCAGAGGAGCUGCUUGAGUUCAGGAGCCAUGGAAGACGAAGGGUCCCACGCAGAGCCCGGCAGCGUGUCGGUCAGUGUAUCUGGCAGCACCCACACCCUCCCACAGUUGCAGCCCGACAACACGGAGCUGCAGAUCAGCCCGUCCUCCGCCCCCUGCUCCCCGACCCCCACCGGGACCCUGAAGCGGCUCAGCCUGCGGGGCCCCCUGAGCCCCACCGCGGCCUCCGCGCCCUCCCCGCCCGGCCAGGUGAGCGCCAUCACGGUGGUGGCGCUGCUGGACAAGCUGGUGAACAUGAUGGAGGCGGUGCAGGAGAACCAGCAGAGGAUGGAGCAGCGGCAGUCCGACCUGGAGGGCGCCGUGCGGGUGGUGCAGGGCGACGUGGUGCGCCUCUCCAAGACCCACCUGUCCACCGCAAACAGCGUCAACAAGCUGCUGGAGCGCUCCCGCAAAGUCAACGGCAACGUGAAGGAGGUGAAGGAGCGUCUGGACAGGCAGGCGGUGCAGGUGAAGAAGCUGGAGGCCAACCACAACCACCUGCUGAAGAGGAACAACUUCAAAGUGCUCAUCUUCCAGGAAGACAAUGAGAUCCCUGCCAACGUGGUGGUCUCCCCCAAGACUCCCGUACCAAGCCAGUACGACGCAGAGUCCACCAUCCAGCCGGCUCCGUCUGUCACAGGAUCUAUUGACGGCAGCCGCACUCAGGAAGAGAUGCUCCAGAAGAUCAGCCUGUCCUCAGACGACGACCCUGACCUGGCCUGCGCUGCGUCGCAACGAGGCGAGGGCGACUCCCUGGAGUACGAUGUCUCCCCCAUCAAGUUCGAAAGAAGGUCUGACCGGUUCAAACGCUCCAGUCUGAAGAAGGUCGACAGCAUAAAGAAGGCCUUCACACAAGCCAAGAUCGGCGAGAAGGUAAACCAGAUCACCUCCAAGAUUGUUCCUCAAGAGAAGCGCGAGAAGAUCAAGAAGAGCUUCACCCCGAGCCACCCCAAAUCCCCAACCGCCAGGGCCUCCUCCUUCAAGAUUUCCCCAAUGACCUUCAACGUCAAGAAGGUCAGAGAUGGGGAUGCGCCUGCUCAAGAAAUGAAAUCCACAGAGGAAAAAGUCCACGUGGAAAUCCCUGCGCUGACUGGUCUGGGUGAUAAGAUUCCCUCAGGCGAGGUUCACAUCCAGGAAGAGGUGAUGAAGGAGGUGGUGGAGAGCCUGAGUCCGACCACGACGGAAACCAUCCAGGCAGAGGUGUCCGUCAACGGGAAGUCCUCCUCCAGCGUAGAGGCGGAGAUCAACGGCGAGGGUCUGGCUGGCCUGGCGGUUCCAGAGCACGAUGAAGAUAUUGGCGAGGAUGAGGAGGAGGAAGAUCAAGAGAAGCAGAAAAGCCCCGUUGAGGUGACGGCUGAAGUCCAGAUCACCACAGAAACGAUCGCCGUGGAGCAAGUGUCUUAAUGCCAGUCGGCUGAAAGCAUCAAGUCCGAUUCUUCUUCUAUUCGUCUUUGAGUUCCUAGGAUUACAGAAGACCCAAACGUCCCUCCUGGCUGUCGGGUUGGGAUCCACCAUAACUCACAGCCACAUCACCAACAUCUCCAGGGCGCUGGAGCAACCGUCUUCCUCCUGCAGGAGGUUCUUCGCUGAAAAACGGCCUCUUUUGUUCCCUCUGAGUUUUCUGGAAAGUGAAAAAGAAAAACACAACCUGCUGAGGCAGCGCGUUGCCAGGUUGUGCCAGAGCUGGAAUGAGACGGGUUUUUUCCCUUCCUCUUUGUUGGCUUGUUGAGGAUGUUUACUGGAUUUCCAGAUCCUACCCAACCGGUCAAUCUGGUCGUCCACCGUCUUCUGCUACAGCAGAGCAAUUGUAAAUCUGUUUUCCUCUUAUUUUCUGAUCUUAUAACUGAUUUAGAACAUCAUGUUGUAGUAAUAUAGUAUAUUAAUACUAUCAAAACAAGAACAACUGUAAAUUAUUCCUAUAUCAUGGGGGGCCGGGGAAUACCUACAAACUAUAUUAAAAAAAACAUUUAAAAUGUAUAUAAAAGUGAGAUAAUUGCUAAAGUUUGGUGGCAGUAACCUGGGAUUUAAUUUGACUGUACACUAAAGUCACAGCUCUAUUUGUUUUAUGGUUUUAGGGCAGAAAGUGAUGAAAAUGUUUCUUUACACGUCUUUUAAACAGAAAUAUCUUAAUUUCACAAAAUUAUAGGAAGGUUUUGACUAAAUGCUGCCACUGAUGGUAAUAUGUCCAUAAAAAUAGAUACAUUUAACAUUUCUUUAUAUAUAAACUGUAAAAGUAAAAAAACCUAGCAAAACUUCAGACUUAAUGUAAUGCAAAUUAAAACAUGGUGAACUAACAUUACACAAAAGCUUGGUGGCUUAAUUAAAGGAGAACUAUUUUGAAAAAUCCAAAUUUUGCAUGUUUUUGUUUUUUCGUUUGGGUUUCUGCUGAUUCUAAAACAAUCCAACCGCUUACAGAAAACCAGAAAUGCCUUACUGCCAGCUGUUUUCUGGCAGUAGGUUAAGAUUUUUUUGGUGCCUGGAAAAAGAGCCGCUUCACAAACCUCCCGAUUGUUAAGCCACAUUCCACGGGCACUCUGUCGUUACCUAGCAACCCCUGCAGAGUUCUGCCCGUUACCUAGCAACCUAAGCUGAGCUCCGGCAUGCUUGGUCAGCUGGUUUUACCGCUGUAUGGGCUGGACAAUGGCUGCUAGAAGUAACAAGUGUUUGCUGUUUCCUCACCAUAUAGUAACCACUUGCUGCAUUUCUGUUGGCUGUGCGGGAUGCUCCACUUCUGCUUUUCAAAGAUCUACAGUAAAAUCUCAUUACCCAAGAAUGAUUUUGUGCAAAAACAGUAAUAAACAUGUUUUAGCUCUAUCCUAACUUGUUCAAGGAAUCAUAAUAGGUCACUUUUAGCAAAAUUUUUUUUGGCCACGCAAAUUUUUGACCCCGUUGUUUUUCCAUAUAUUCACUACUUGCUGCUGUAGAUCGCCUGGAAUCUGAACUUUUCUUUGCUGACUGUCAUCAUUACCACCUCAGCCUUGCAUUGCUUUAGUGUGGAUUCAUUUUAAUACAGAUAUGCAUCUAAAUCAGGAUGAUUAUUACAUUUUCCACGCCUCCUGCGUGCUCAGGCGUCCUGCUGCGCUGCCUUCGACUUGCACAAGCUGGUCUGAGUAAUUGCACACCUGUAGGGACGGAUUCCAAUGGCUUUGCUGAGUAAAAACACACCAGGAAUGCGUCUUUGUUUUACUCUAAUCGAUUGCAUCUUGUAGAUCAAAGUUUUCCAAAUGCAUAAAAACAAAAGUUUACAUUGAAAUCAUUUAAGUUUCUAAGCGUAAUUUACGGAGUUUGAGUGGCUGCCGGACGGGUUGAACGGGAGCAGAUAAAAGCCGAGGGAAGCAUUCCCAGGUUUGACGGAUGGCUUCUGCUCGGCACAUUUUUCAUCCUCCUGGCCUCCCAGUCUGAAACUGGUGGAGGUUCAGGGAGAACCACAGGUGUGCUGGAAGCUGUGGGAAAGUUCUCCAGGUGCUGGAAGAGACCGUGACGUCGCCCUGGGUGAUUUCAGGCAGGAUUUUUAAAAGGUUUUUCUGCAUUCAGGCUUGUGUUGAACCGUGGGAAUAGACAUGUUUUUUAUGGGAUCGACAAUCUGUUCCAGCUUGACUCAUAGGCACAUAAACUGAUGAUUCUGGAUGAAAUAAAUCCCCAAAAAGCAAAAAAAGUCUAAAUAUAUCAUCUCCAUAUUAACUGUGCAAAACACACAUUUACAAAUCUGUUAUCCCUGAAGUCUUUAUGGAAGAUUAACACUCAUUCUAUCAUUUUUGCACAAUUACAUACAGUAUAUAUAUAUACACUGCU